Rubroshorea leprosula is the source of this 836-nucleotide messenger RNA. Lineage: Eukaryota; Viridiplantae; Streptophyta; Magnoliopsida; Malvales; Dipterocarpaceae. The record is from the annotation of a GenBank genome assembly.
ACUAGUAAAAGCAGGAGCAUUUUCCUUUGAUUCUCUUCUUCUUUCUCCUCAAUACACGCCUUUCAAUUUUCAAUCGCGAAUCUUUCACUUUCUCUCUCUUGUAUAUUUGUUAAUGGGUGAUUUCAGAUCUAGUUCAUACAGAGAUGUGGGGAUGCAGAUGGAGAGUUACUACGGCGGUAAGUCAUCGUCGUCGGCAGCUGUCGCACCCAGUAGUAUGCAAGAGCUGAGGUGUUUCAGUACCAGUUAUGCCAAUCCUGAUCAACUACCAAGCCACAUGGUUAAAGAGAUUAAGAUCAAGAAAAGCAAAAGCGUUUAUGGGUUGUCGUCUUCUUCAUUAAAAAGCUGGAGCUUCAACGACCCUGAGUUGCAGAGGAAGAAAAGAGUUGCCGGAUAUAAGGUGUACUCGGUGGAGGCCAAGAUGAAGGGGUCCUUGAGGAAGAGUUUCCGGUGGAUCAAAGACACCUGUACCCAAGUGGUCUAUGGAUGGAAGUGAUUUAAUGGGGAAUUACUUGUUGGGUUUUCCUGAGCCUUUUCUGGGUUGUGUUUGGAUGUAUUCAAUCAUCAAGGAAGAAAAUUGGAAAAGUGAAAUUUAUAUAACUAAAGACUACUCCUAUAGUUUUAUGGAUUAUUUGCGUGCUCUUUCUGGCUUCUAAUUAUGACAAAUCUAUUGAGAUCGAAGUGGUUGUUUUUAGUUCAUGUUUUGAUAUGAUAUCAAGAGCUUUGCUAAAAACGCAAUCUCGUAUCCAUCAUCAACGUUUUCUUGUCUAAUUGUAAUUGUCCAAUGACAUCCUCUAGGCCUCUACACUCUCCAUGUAAAAUACAUGGUCAAGGCUAGG